Messenger RNA from Spirodela intermedia, 1814 nucleotides. The record is from the annotation of a GenBank genome assembly. Lineage: Eukaryota; Viridiplantae; Streptophyta; Magnoliopsida; Alismatales; Araceae.
AUGAACAACUAUUCGCACGUACCACCCGGUUUCCGUUUCCACCCAACAGACGAAGAACUAGUUGAUUAUUAUCUCAGAAAGAAGGUCGCUUCCAGGGAGAUUGAUUUGGAUGUUAUAAAAGAAGUCGACCUAUAUAGAAUCGAGCCGUGGGAUCUUCAAGGUAGCAACCCAUAAUCUAUCAUAUUAUUGAGGAAAUUCGAACACACGAAGUUUAUACUUACAAGGCGAUGCGAGCUUGUGCCUGAUAUCUUGAUCUUCCCCGCAGAGAAGUGUCGCAUUGGAGCCGAAGAACAGAACGAAUGGUAUUUCUUUAGCCACAAAGAUAAGAAAUAUCCGACGGGCACUCGCACUAAUAGGGCAACAACAGCAGGGUUUUGGAAGGCGACUGGUAGGGACAAACCCGUACACUCGAGGAACAGUCUGAUUGGGAUGAGAAAGACGUUGGUUUUCUACCAGGGUCGAGCUCCAAACGGACAGAAGUCAGACUGGAUCAUGCAUGAGUAUCGCCUUGAAACAAAUGAAAACGCCUCUCCCCUGGUAAGUGCCUUCAUAAAUCUUGGAAUAUUAAAAGACGCUUCCCCCCUACUUCUAACUCACUUGCCAUGGCACUAGGUUUAACCCGCAUUUUUCCGCCUUUCAAGUCCUUCUUGGCCCAAACUAUUUCGGCCACAGGAGGCAUCUCACGAACCUCUCGCUUUUCUGACGAAACCUAAACCGCAAAACCUCUCGAUUCGGCAAACGCGGAAAACUAAUGCACUAUGGAGUUCAGAAACAAGGAACAGAUAAUCUUCACCAAUUCUAUGCAUUUUUUUAAUGUUGUGUAUCGGAGAAUCACUUCUACGUAUAAGUUUACUGUUUUUGCUCCAGGGGCUUGUGUGAAGCCUCAGCAGAUAUCUACCAUAAUAUGGCCUACUUGAAGGAUAAGAGGUUAUAAACGUAUAUAACGUUCCUAGGUCGUGGGUUACCUCGGACAAAGUCAAUGAAAAAAGUACACCAAGAAAGAAAUUCUGAUGGAUAUUGUUUAUCAUAUAUUCAAAACUUCAUCGAUUAUAUAUCAUGACCCGUCGUGACCUUCAUGUUUUCACGUUUACUCGGAUUAUACUGUCGAUGAUGAUCUGAAUUCUACUGCUGAAACCAGCCUCCCAAGUGAGCUAGUUCCAAUUUCCCUUAGAAGGAAGGAGUUCACGACGGUCAUCGCGUGGACGUAACAGUUCCUGAUGUUGCAGGAGGAGGGCUGGGUGGUAUGCAGGGUAUUCAAGAAACGGGUGACGCCGGCGCAGAGAACCGAAGACCACGAACAGCCUUACGGGUACGAUUCCCAACCCUCCUUCUUCCCCGAGUUUGAUCCUUCGAUGAGGAUGAGCAGCCGGCCCUCCGACGUCCCCUUCCUCCACGACAUACUGUACUCCUGCAAGCGAGAGUUAGAGAUGCGCAACCGCACACCCAGUGAACACCACGUCCACCUCCCUCAACUGGAGAGCCCAAGGCUCACAGCCGGUAUCUUUGCCACCGGAGGGAGUUCCCCCCAGAACUCUUCACCAGCUCAUGAGGCCCAAAUACAAGCUUCCGUGCAACAACAGAUGAUCUCAACGUACAACUACGGCAGUACCGCACAGCAAGCAUCAGAGCAGAUCACGGAUUGGAGGGUCCUCGACAAGUUUGUCGCUUCGCAGCUUAGUCAUGGGGAUGCUUCGGAGGGAGACCAUUAUCCUGAUGCGGACAUCAUAGUUCAAGCUCCUGAGAAGCAAGAGCCAGUGGUCGCAGAUCAUGGAUCAACGUCGAGCUCCAAUAGCCAGGCUGGUAUGUGGAGCUGA